GCCGCGCCUGCGCGCUGCGGCGCUUCCGUCGCGGCCCGAGGGCGAGCGGAGGCGGGAGCCGGGCCCAGCCGCGCCGAGCCCAGCCGAGCCGCCGCCGCACCCACGACGCCAUGGCCAGCUCCCCCGUGUCCCGCGUGGUCUACAACGGCAAGCGGAGCGGCGGCCCGCGUUCCCCCGGCGCCGGCAGCGAGAUCUUCACCCCGGCCCACGAGGAGAACGUGCGCUUCAUCUACGAGGCCUGGCAGUGUGUGGAGCGUGACCUGCGCAGCCAGAUGGGCUCCGAGCGCGGCCUGGUCGAGGAGUACGUGGAGAAGAUGCCGAACCCUAGCCUCAAAGCGUUUAAACCUGUCGACCUGGGUGAUCUGAAGAGGAGGAAUACACAGGAUGCAAAGAAGUCCUAAGGCGAGUCCUCCCUGUGGAUCGGCUGGUCUCCUAAGGUCCUCAAGCAGAUUUAAUUUGAGAUUUUGUGUUGAUUUCCUCCUCUGGUCUGUACUCCCAAAAGCCCGCGGGAGAGCCAGUCAGCUUUGGGGCUGGCUCUGAAGCUACCUGAAAUCAAAGAUGCUCAGGGCCUCACCGAGGAUGCCCAGAGCCUGUUGCAAAGGAUUCCAGUCCCCCCAACUCAUAGCUUUCUCUGGCCUCAAGCUGUACUUCCCCACUUCAUACUGGGCUCACAGACCUCCCGUUCUCCUUUCAUCUCUGCCCCUGGUGUUGAGUAGGUGGGCUCCCUGGGCUCUGGUGUGCGGCAGGGCAGAGCAGAGUGGCUGUGUUGUCGGUAGAGGCAGCGCUAGUUCUCCGCUCCCUCCUGAGCGCGCAGGAUCCACGGUGGGCCAGGGGGAGAAGGAAGGAGAGCUGGUUCUGUCCUUGUGCCUCAGGACAGGCAGGCAGCCGCACUUCAACACCCUUUGUGCAGCUGACUGCUGGGCAGGUGGCACUCUGGCUGUUCCUUGCUCCCUGGUGGGAGGGCUUAACUUGCACCUGGGCUGCUAGUGCCUGGGACUCCUCAGAGCUGCCAGAGCUUGUGGGUCAUAUCCGAGGCCAAUUUUCCUUGUGCUUAGAUUGGGCCAGGUCCCUGUGGUGCUGUGGGUGGAGCUGCUCCUCUCUCCCCACAGAUGGAGAGAGAUGGAGCAUCAGCGCUGGCCCCAGCCCCAAGCGCCCGAGAGGUGCUCAGAGGCGGGUGUUGGGCUGCGUUCAGCCCCCUUGGCCUCGGUGCGCUGGCAGCUCCACGGGUGGUAACAGCAGUGGGGGGUGGAUGGUGCUGACUGUGCGGAAAGGAGCUCGUUGGCGUCUUUGCCUGAGCAGCGCCGCGCUGUUUUAUACUAACACCAUUUUCCAGACAUGCACCCUUGGAAGAGAUCUGGCCUCCACAGCUGGCAGAAAUGUCACUGUGUGGCGGCUGCUGUAGUUGGUAUAACUUGUCCCGGGGGGCUCUUUCUUGGGACCCCCGCCCCUCACAAGGCUUGGGUGGUUUCUGCAUCAUCAUCUCUGAGCGAGGGAGAGCGACUGUGCCAUCCUCACCCAUCUGAGCAGAGCAGCCACGCCGGCCGUGUCUGUGCCCCCAGCAGACCCUGGGGAGCGGUGGGAGCAGCCCCCUGCCCGCUGUGCUGCGAGCCAGCGGGCAGGGGGCUGCCAGGGGGCUUGGGAGCGGUGUGGGGGGAGCUGGGCCUGCCAUUACCUUUCCUUUGUUGAGUCGGUGAGCUAUGCUGUCCCCUUUUCUUUUUUUUUUUUUUUUUUCUGUUGUCUGUCACUUGAGGAGUAUUGUAAAUAAAAGCUGGUGUCCUUUUG
This is a messenger RNA of Chroicocephalus ridibundus (black-headed gull), 1782 nucleotides long. It is a transcript of the gene MCRIP1, whose product is annotated as MAPK regulated corepressor interacting protein 1. The transcript is spliced from 5 exons. The coding region runs from base 111 to 401 and encodes 96 amino acids. Lineage: Eukaryota; Metazoa; Chordata; Aves; Charadriiformes; Laridae. The record is from RefSeq and is a predicted model, not a curated record.